Lacerta agilis (Sand lizard) is the source of this 1630-nucleotide messenger RNA. It is a transcript of the gene HMBOX1, whose product is annotated as homeobox containing 1. Bases 25 to 1515 code for a protein of 496 amino acids. The transcript has 10 exons. Gene Ontology annotation, biological process: positive regulation of DNA-templated transcription. Lineage: Eukaryota; Metazoa; Chordata; Lepidosauria; Squamata; Lacertidae. Gene Ontology annotation, molecular function: double-stranded telomeric DNA binding. Gene Ontology annotation, cellular component: nucleus. The record is from RefSeq and is a predicted model, not a curated record.
UCUACUGCUGACUCGCUCCUGCAAAUGGGCCCCCUUGGCCUGAUCCUGGCCUCUUUCUCGCGUCCCUGCGCCUUCUUUCCUCCUCCUCACUUUCUUCCCCUGUGCCUCCGCAGCCUGCUGGAAACCAUGUUUCACUACACCGACGAGCCCCGGUUCACCAUAGAGCAGAUCGACCUGCUUCAGCGCUUGCGGCGCACCGGGAUGACGCGGCACGAGAUCCUGCACGCCCUGGAGACCUUUGACCGCCUCGACCAGGAGCACAGUGACAAGUUUGGCCGGCGGUCGGCCUACGGGGCCGGCGGCGGCUCCUGCAGCAACAGCACCAACAACGUGGCCGCCUCGUCCUCCACCGCCACGGCCUCCACGCAGACGCAGCACUCGGGGAUGUCCCCCUCGCCCAGCAACAGCUACGACACCUCCCCGCAGCCCUGCACGACCAACCAGAACGGCCGGGAGAGCAGCGAGCGGCUGUCCGCCUUCAACGGGAAGAUGUCGCCCACGCGGUACCCGCUGGCCAGCAGCAUGGCGCAGAGGUCGUACAGCUUCGAGGCCUCCGAGGAAGACCUGGACGUGGACGACAAGGUGGAGGAGCUGAUGAGGAGGGACAGCACCGUGAUAAAAGAGGAAAUCAAAGCCUUCCUGGCCAACCGGAGGAUUUCGCAAGCCGUCGUAGCGCAGGUAACAGGUAUCAGUCAGAGCCGGAUCUCCCACUGGCUGUUGCAACAGGGAUCGGACCUGAGCGAGCAAAAGAAAAGGGCCUUUUACCGAUGGUACCAGCUUGAGAAGACAAACCCCGGGGCGACGUUAAGCAUGAGGCCGGCCCCGAUCCCGGUAGAAGAACCUGAAUGGAGGCAGACUCCUCCCCCCGUCACAGCUACCUCUGGCACCUUCCGCUUACGGCGGGGAAGUCGGUUCACCUGGCGGAAGGAGUGCUUGGCCGUCAUGGAAAGCUACUUCAAUGAGAAUCAAUAUCCCGAUGAGGCCAAGAGGGAAGAAAUUGCAAAUGCUUGUAAUGCAGUGAUUCAGAAACCAGGGAAGAAACUGUCCGACUUGGAAAGAGUCACCUCUCUCAAAGUGUACAACUGGUUCGCCAACCGAAGGAAGGAAAUCAAGAGGAGAGCAAACAUUGUGGCAGGCGAGAUUCCUUCACCUGCAACCCGGAGGAGUGAGGGAGCGUUAGAAGCAGCAAUCCUGGAGAGUCAUGGCAUAGAUGUUCAAAGUCCCGGAGGCCACUCCAACAGUGACGACAUAGACGGGAAUGACUAUUCGGAGCAGGACACUUGGCAAGUGCGCAAUGGGGAGGAGGAGGGCCGAUGUUCAGAGGGAGGCAGAGAAGCAGAGAAGUUAGAAGAAGACAGGAGGAUCUGCUCAAAACAAGAUGACAGCACUAGUCAUAGCGACCACCAAGACCCUAUCUCACUAGCCGUGGAGAUGGCAGCCGUGAACCACACCAUCCUAGCGUUGGCCCGGCAAGGAACCAGCGAGAUCAAAACAGAGGCCCUGGACGACGACUGAUGACGCGACGGAGGGGGAGGGGCUCCGAAACGAGAAAGUAAACUUAGUUUUUAGCCGUAGCACCUUAGCAGCCUUUUCCGACCCCCCCCCCCAGCCCCACCCCGUGUCCCCCAGC